Molecule: messenger RNA, 1407 nt
Organism: Coniosporium apollinis CBS 100218
Lineage: Eukaryota; Fungi; Ascomycota; Dothideomycetes
Product: CMGC protein kinase
Exons: 2
Coding region: 1-1407 (468 amino acids)
Biological process (GO): protein phosphorylation
Molecular function (GO): ATP binding; protein kinase activity
Source: RefSeq, a predicted model, not a curated record
AUGUGCCGGAGAAUUCGCCUUGCAAGGAAAAGGAUCAAAUGUGGCCGUUGGAUCAGCCGAAAGGAAGCCAUCGAGGAGGUCGAACAUCUUCAGCGUCUCAACAACGCCCAUAUCGUGAGGGUUGUUGGUACAUACGUCGUGCUCAACGAACUAGCGAUUCUCCUGUACCCCGUCGCCGAGUGGAACCUGGAAAACUACAUGGAUAUGAUCCUGGAAGAAGGUGCAGAUGUUGGCCAGUUUGCUUUGGGCCAUUGGCUACCACUUCUACGCCCGGACAAGAGCCAAGCACACUUCAGUGAAGUCGAAUUGGACUAUGAUGGCCCUGGUUUGCGAAAGCUGCACGUCCUAUCAUCCACGGCGUGGGGUAUAUGGACUUCACCUCCCACAGCUUCAGUAAAAACAGCAUACUUGGCGCAAUUCUUUGCUUGCCUUGCAAACACGGUGCAGUUCCUCCACAAAAAUAUCAUUAAACACAUGGAUAUCAAGCCCGCGAAUGUCCUUGCGAAGCAGGCACCUCAGUCGUGUUGCAACGUACCAGAAUUCACGCUCUACAUCGCGGACUUCGGGAUCUCGCGCUCAUACCCGUCUGUUCAAGACUCGGUCACUGACAACCCCACAUCGUUUACAAGGACCUACUCCGCGCCGGAGGUUACUGAGCAGAACAGACGAGGCCUUAGUGCAGACAUCUUCUCACUCGGUUGCGUAUUUGCAGAAAUGCUUGGUGUCUUAGCAUCGGACCUUCAGAACACCAGCGAACUAAAGUCUCUCUCCGAUAUUCGCUUCGCAAACCAGAAUGGCGACCGCUCGUAUCAAGCCAACAUCGCAAAUGUCAAGGAGUGGCUAGCUGGGCUCGCCGACAAGGUUGACAAUAUGUGGUUGCAAGAGGCAUGCUCAGUAACCGAGGCGAUGAUGGAAAAGGAUCCUGAGCGACGACCGUCAGCCGAACACCUCUUCAUUAUCAUCUCGAUAGGAUAUCCAGUGCUGGAAGACCUAUACUCCUCACUACUUAAUACCCAGUCUCUUAAUCCACCGGAUGAACCUAAGAUGAGCGGCCAAACUCCUCCAUCAGAUGCCACUGACCGCAUCCACACACUCGACUCGAAGGUUGCCUACCUCAAGGCUCUUAACGAGGAUGGCCUCAUGAUCGUCGAAGGUAUCGCAGAAUGGUGCGGCAAAUGCAAGGCCAUCGCUCCCACUGUCUCAAAGCUCUCGGAGAAAUACCCGAAAGCUCGCUUCUACCAGUUCGAUGUAGACAAGGAGCCGGACAUCGCACAGGAGCUCGGCAUUCGCAGCAUGCCGACUUUUACGUUUUUCGUGGAUGGCGAUGUACAGGAAGGGGUUACGGGCGCAAAGCCAACGGAGAUUGAGGAGGCUGUAAGGAAGUACUAUCCGGGGGAUGCUGAAUGA